Molecule: messenger RNA, 579 nt
Organism: Lemur catta (Ring-tailed lemur)
Lineage: Eukaryota; Metazoa; Chordata; Mammalia; Primates; Lemuridae
Product: ATP synthase subunit d, mitochondrial
Exons: 1
Coding region: 22-507 (161 amino acids)
Biological process (GO): proton motive force-driven ATP synthesis
Molecular function (GO): proton transmembrane transporter activity
Source: RefSeq, a predicted model, not a curated record
GGGUCGGUGAAGGAUCCCAAGAUGGCUGGGCGAAAACUUGCUUUAAAAGCCAUUGACUGGGUAGCUUUUGGAGAGAUCAUACCUCGAAACCAAAAGGCUAUUGCUAAUUCCCUGAAAUCUUGGAAUGAGACCCUCACUUCCAGGUUGGCUGUUCUACCUGAGAAUCCACCAACUAUUGACUGGGCUUACUAUAAGGCCAAUGUGGCCAAGGCAGGCUUGGUGGAUGACUUUGAGAAGAAGUUUAAUGCCCUGAAGAUUCCUGUCCCAGAGGAUAAAUACACUGCCCAAGUGGAUGCUGAAGAAAAGGAGGAUGUGAAAACUUGUGCUGAGUUUGUGUCCCUGUCAAAGGCCAGGAUUGAGGAAUAUGAGAAACAGCUGGAGAAGAUGAGGAGCAUAAUUCCAUUUGAUCAGAUGACCAUUGAGGACUUGAAUGAAGCCUUCCCAGAAACCAAAUUAGACAAGGAGAAGUAUCCCUACUGGCCCCACCAGCCAAUCGAGAAUUUAUAAAAUUGAGUCUGGGAGGAAGUUCUGGCCCUUAUAUUACACACUCUGGACAUUAGAAAUAAAAAUAAUUAUAUA